AUGGACAAAAACAAACCUACUGAGCAUGAUGGGGCGAUCUACUGCAAGCAUUGCCAAAUGUGGUUGAACGGCCCAGCACAGUGGGCCGAUCACGAGAUUGGAAAGAAGCAUCGAAAAGCUGUGCGCAGACAGCAGGUAGAAAGAUACUCCGGCAAGUUCCCGGACUUUCCAGGCACGGAGAAGAUCCCGCCACCGCCAGAGGCUUUUGGAAAGAGGAUGUAUGAAAAGGGCAUCGACGAAGACCCGCCGGACGACAUGCAGGCAGAUCGGGACAGCAUUUCACAGGUGGAGGGAUCUGCCCCGUCCGAGCAGCCGGACUUCGAUCCAGAUCAGCGAUUGGGCGAUUCUGA
Molecule: messenger RNA, 350 nt
Organism: Symbiodinium sp. CCMP2456
Lineage: Eukaryota; Dinophyceae; Suessiales; Symbiodiniaceae
Source: the annotation of a GenBank genome assembly